CGCUGCCCGGCCACGCGGCUACACACGCUCUGUGUACAACUACCCGCACAACUGGAAUUACCCGCGAAAUCGGACGGAAAGCCUUUUCAAUCCGAGCUUCAGGAGCUUACCUACGUUUUUGACUACGUUGAAAAGUGUGUUAAAAUGUGGUGUUUGAGUGUUUUGUAAUGCUUCGAGUGUAAUUUCUGUCUGUCAGUGAAGUGGAAGUUAAGUUAUUGGUGAUGUGAUUGUGUUAUUUCAUCGUGGAGUGGCUACAGACAUCAAAAAUGCUGCCUACGAAUGUAAUGUCAUUUAUGAAAAAGAUGGUGGCGGCAGACGAAACCACGGCAGUUCCUGGGCAGAUUGAAUCAUCUGGAACGUUCGGCAAACUACGACAGACUCUGUCGUCCUCCUUACUCACAGCACAAGAUAAAGUAACAAAAUUGGGUCCACGGCCAGGAGUAACAGAAGCUCCUGUAGAACCAGCACCAACGCCGCCGCCUGCACAACCACCGCCUUCAGCCAAAACAGAAAGGGAAGCUGGGAAAGCGCCGUCUCGAGCCGGAGCCUGUCGAGUUUGUCUAAAAGCUCUCAAGCCUGGAGAGGUGUUCCAUAUAUGCAACGGAUGUCAACACAGAGUCUGUGAAGAUUGCUCAUCGUACUCCAAGCCAGCGAGCGAUGAAGACGCGAACUCAUGGCGAUGCUCAGUGUGUCGCCGGAAGGCUGGUCCACGCAUCCCACCAGCAGCUCAGGACAGCACAGACUCUCUCCUAGACGUGCCGGUUCUAGAAGCUCUGCAGCGCCGACACUCGGAAGCGAGGCUGGGCAGUGGAAGUAGCAAUACCGCUCUGGCACCGCCAAGAUCUCCAGAGCUUCGUCGACAUUCUGAUGUAUCGCCUGCUUCUCUUAAAGAGUUGGAGAAGUUGAAGGGUGGCGGCAGCAGUACUCCCAUGGUUGAGUCCAGACGACCCAGCGCCGUGACUCCAGCUCGCCGGCGCUCCAUCCGGGCCCCCACACCCAGGCAGCAUUCCUGCGAUGACGACAAGCAGGCCGGCCCAGGGUCACACCAGCAGAUGAUGCCAGCUCCACCAUCGAUAUCACGCAGAGCUUCGGCAGUAGAUAUGACAGUCUCUUCUGGAUCUCGUCGAGGGUCUUACCGCACCGACGACGCGAGUCACUCCGACAGCUCGCCGCAAAUCAGCGGCCUCGGAGUCGACGAGGAGCGACCCCUCAGACGACGAGGCAGUCAGCUUCCAGACAUAGCAGCCUUACAGCAGCGCACGGGUGCAUUGAGUGCAAUGGCGGCUUUGACAUCCCGCUCUUCAGACUCCGACGCAGCGAGCAGUGCCGCUCUCGCCGCAGCGGCCGCCGCCAGACAGAUGUCCGUCGACGCCGAGGCCAUCAAGAUCGUGAUACACGACGUCGACGACCGCACGCCCAGACAAGUGACGCUGCGACGAGAUCCUAACGACAAGGGACAUCGAUCCCGUGGGUUCGGUAUGCGAGUGGUGGGAGGCAAACCGGACGCAAGCGGUCGUCGUGAGGCUGUGAUUGUCUGGACCGUCCCGGGAGGACCUGCCGACCUUGCGGGCCUGCAACAAGGAGAUAAGGUGUUAGAAUGGUGUGGAGUUUCACUGACGGAGCGAAGCUUUGAGGAGGUCUGCGCGGUGUUGGAGCGAGGUGGUGACACUGUGGAAUUGUUGGUAGAACCGGCGCAUCAGAUGGAGGAACCUCCCACGCCUGUGGCUCUGCCGCCACACCACCAUGCUUUAUACGAACCAGAAACGGACAAAUCACCGUCAUCUCCAACUCGACGAAAAUUGCCGAAAACCCCGGUAUAAUAUCCAUUAAGGCUUUAAUUGUAAUAUGUGUUGUGAGUUACGUCGAGACCUUUCCUUUGAGACUAUCACUUGGUGCCCUAUACUCUCGAUUUAAUGAUGCGUUUUCAGAUUUCGAAGGGUCAGAUUAAACAUUAAAACAGUUACAUACUGUUAGUAUUUGACGAUAUUUUCUCGACUUUUU
This is a messenger RNA of Leptidea sinapis, 2001 nucleotides long. RefSeq lists its product as uncharacterized. The record is from RefSeq and is a predicted model, not a curated record. The coding region runs from base 267 to 1820 and encodes 517 amino acids. Gene Ontology annotation, biological process: regulation of synaptic plasticity; calcium ion-regulated exocytosis of neurotransmitter; positive regulation of synaptic transmission. The transcript has 13 exons. NCBI's taxonomy places the organism in Eukaryota, Metazoa, Arthropoda, Insecta, Lepidoptera, Pieridae. Gene Ontology annotation, molecular function: small GTPase binding; transmembrane transporter binding. Gene Ontology annotation, cellular component: presynaptic membrane; cytoskeleton of presynaptic active zone.